UCCGCUUCUCAGAACUGUUCCUCUCAUAAACCAUGUUGUCAGUCAACAACGCAAUGAUUGCUGGAAGGCAGACAGGCUGCGUCUACGUCGUCGCGUUCAUAUGCCUUGCAGUUGUCACAUUGGGAGCUGUAGAGACGUCAGCGCUGGACGUCAACACAUGGUCUGAUCGAUGUCGACUGAAGCUUGAUGAGGGGAUUUGCAGGGCAUCGAUGCACCUCUGGUUUAAUAACUUUACCAGUGGGAAAUGCGAAGAAUUCAUUUUCGGAGGCUGUGGCGGAAAUGAUAACUAUUUUUACACCAAGGAAGGAUGCGAAGAGAGGUGCAAGUUUGUACCUAAGGAGGCAUGCACCCUGAAACCCGACGAAGGUCGCUGCAGAGCGACGAUCCCGAGAUGGUAUUUCAACGAGACAACCUGGCAGUGUAAGAAGUUCCAAUAUGGAGGUUGUGAGGGGAACGGUAAUAAUUUCCUAACCAGUAGAGAGUGUGAGCAAACCUGCCGUCGCACGAAAUAUCUGAAAGUCAACAACUACACUAACAUCAAUUACACGAUAGACUGUGAGCCUCAACCAGGAAAAGGGAACUGCACGUAUGCUUCAAAGCGUUUCUUCUACAACGCAAGCAUCGAGGCAUGUCAGCCCUUACAGAAUGGCACCUGCGCUACAGGGCGAAACGAAUAUCGUCAAAAAUCGAAAUGCUUCAUGGCUUGCUUUGGACAUCCUGUGAACAUGACGGCACAUAAACUCUUGGAGGACGAGUACAACGACAUGGAGAAAGGAGACGAGUGGCAGCUGAUGACACUUCCACCUAGAGAAGAAAAUUAAAAAAAUAAAAUAAAAAAUACUGUCGUGACAUGGAGGCUCACGUCACGAGACUUAUUUAUGUGAAUUUACAUGACGGUACGAUUAAAUAUUGUUUCAAUUGUUCAA
Ornithodoros turicata is the source of this 926-nucleotide messenger RNA. Its product is annotated as tissue factor pathway inhibitor-like. Gene Ontology annotation, molecular function: serine-type endopeptidase inhibitor activity. The transcript is spliced from 5 exons. NCBI's taxonomy places the organism in Eukaryota, Metazoa, Arthropoda, Arachnida, Ixodida, Argasidae. Bases 33 to 821 code for a protein of 262 amino acids. The record is from RefSeq and is a predicted model, not a curated record.